CAGGCAGACUAUUGGGUACUCCAAGGCUUUACAGUCGCCAACAGCAAAAAGGGUAUUGUCUUAGACGGCGCCAGCAAUAACAUAUUGGAGGACCUGGAGGUUCACGAUAUCCAACAGGAGGGCAUUCAUUUCCGAAAGAAUAGCGCCGAUAAUAUUCUGCGAAAGUCAUACAUACAUACCACAGGUCUCGGUGAUCCCGGAUUUGGUGAAGGAGUGUAUAUUGGAUCAGCGGUGAGCAACUGGGAGGACGAUAAGCCAGACAAAAGUGACAGAAACCAAAUACUCAACAACAGAAUCGGUCCAAAUGUGGCCGCAGAGGAGAUUGACAUCAAAGAGGGCUCGUGUUGCGGUAUAAUCAAGAAUAACGUGUUCGACGGCACCGGUAUGUCCGGCGAGAAUUACGCCGAUUCCUGGAUUGAUGUUAAGGGAGAGGGCUAUACCAUCGAAGACAAUGAGGGCAACCAUUCAUUGCUCGACGGCAUACAAAUUCACUUUGUAAAAAAGGCCGAAGUAGGUGGGUGUGAAAACAAGAUUAUUCAUGAUAAAUGUGCUGGAUUGGGAAAAGGGGGAAAGUGUGUCAACGAUGGCAGUAAUGUUUGUGAAGGGUCUAAGAAAAAUGUAAUUGAGGAAUAGAUACAGAAUAUUCUGUAUUUUAUAACUUUAUUAUUAAAUUUAUAAAACAAUUUAAUUGUGUAAUUAACUGC
Molecule: messenger RNA, 704 nt
Organism: Oppiella nova
Lineage: Eukaryota; Metazoa; Arthropoda; Arachnida; Sarcoptiformes; Oppiidae
Source: the annotation of a GenBank genome assembly